This is a messenger RNA of Hyposmocoma kahamanoa, 2091 nucleotides long. Its product is annotated as glucose dehydrogenase [FAD, quinone]-like. Gene Ontology annotation, molecular function: flavin adenine dinucleotide binding; oxidoreductase activity, acting on CH-OH group of donors. The transcript is spliced from 3 exons. Bases 211 to 2091 code for a protein of 626 amino acids. NCBI's taxonomy places the organism in Eukaryota, Metazoa, Arthropoda, Insecta, Lepidoptera, Cosmopterigidae. The record is from RefSeq and is a predicted model, not a curated record.
UUUCGGUGCAGUGUGUGACGACGUAUUUUGAUAAACAAACAAUAAAUAACUAAAGUCUGAAUAAUAGAUGCUAAAAACAUAUAAUCUACACCUUCAGUUUAAUGUGUAAAUAGAAUUGUCAAAACAACUCAUCAAUGGGACCCCAGAAACGUGACCAACGUACGAAAAUUUCUUCAAGAUCAAACUGCUAAAGUCCGUCAAAAAGAUGCAAUGUCAGCUAGUAACAUCACAGACGAUCUAUGCAGGAUUUGUGAUGGACGAAUCGAAUGUGCACCGACCGCAAUACUUCUUAUAUCUCUAGUUCACACUUUAUAUGGACAUGUUGGUCCUGAGCCUGAUUAUUUUGGCCAAAACAAAGAAGAGUUGAUGAUGAGGGAAGAUGUUACGCGAAAGUACAAGUCCUAUCGAGGAGACCAGGGGUACAGAGACGGUCCAGAGGAGAUGUGGAAGGAGUCGAAGCAUUACGACUUUAUUGUGGUCGGUGGAGGUACGGCUGGAUGUGUCAUUGCUAGUCGGUUGUCGGAAAAUCAGAAUUGGAAGGUGCUGCUAGUGGAAGCAGGUCCCGAAGAGCCGAGGAUGUCCCUCAUUCCUGGAUUGACGAGCGAAUUCCGAGGGUCCCCCCUCGACUGGCAGUUCAGCAUGCGACCUAAAAAGGGAUUUUGUCAGAAUCGCCAAGAUAAAGGCUGCGAGGUGGUCCAAGGACGUGUUCUUGGUGGAACCUCCUCCAUCAACGACAUGGCGUAUAUAAGAGGUAGCCCUGCAGACUACGACGAAUGGGAACUAAGUGGUUGUGACGGCUGGGCCUUUAAUAAAGUUUUACCUUACUUCAAGUACUCUGAAGGAAAUUAUGACAAAGACGUUUCUAAAAAUAAGUUUUUUCAUUCCACGCAAGGACCGUUGGAUAUUGGAAGAUAUCCCUACGUUGAUGUGAAUGUAGACGUCUUACUCAGCGCUUUUAACGAACUUGGCUACAAUUACACAGAUGUGAAUGGCAGAAAUCAACUAGGAUUCAUGAGAAUACAGACAAUGUCGUAUUUUGGAGAAAGAGUCAGUACGUAUACGGCUUUUUUAGAACCUAUAAGGAAGAUGAGAAACAAUUUGGAUAUCAUGACUGAAUCUUUAGUUACUAAAAUUUUAUUUGCAGAAGAUAAAGUGAACAUGGGCUUAAAAGGAUAUGGGGUAAAUAUUAUUACCAAUGGUACUCUUGUGAAGGCAGUAGCCACCAAGGAGAUAGUAAUUAGUGCUGGAGCUAUUAACACGCCUAGAUUGCUUAUGUCAUCAGGUAUUGGGCCCAAGGACUACUUAGAAUAUUUAGAAAUCAAAACACUCCUAGAUUUACCUGUCGGUAGUAAUUUCCAAGAUCAUCUGUCAGUGUGUUUACCAGUGAUCAAGCUAACAAAUACAUCAACUUUGUCGAAAUUCACGGAGAAAAUGAAAGAUAUAACUACUUACUACACUAAAGGUAUCGGUCCUUUAUCGGCAAACUUCCAAGUUGUUGCGUUCCUUGAAAGUACCAUCUCUGAUAUUAUUGGUACGCCAGACAUAGAAAUAAGAUUCAAAGGACAUGAUUCUAAUAUGUACUAUGAUAGAGUUGACGUUUGUGUGUCGCUGUUGACACCGAAAAGUCGCGGACAGGUCGUGUUAAACGCAACAAAUCCUGUUUUUGGGAAGCCUUUAAUAUAUCCCAAUUACCUAAGACAUCCCUCUGAUGAGAAGAAAUUAUUGGAAGGUAUUCAAAAUGUCGUAAAAAUUUUUGAUACAGAAGUUUUCAAGUCUGCCGGUGUGGAAUUUGACCCUCGUCCGCUGUUGAGAAAUGAAUGCAGGCAUUAUGAAAGAGUCACCGAAGAGUUUUGGUCCUGUAUUAUCAGGUCCUUCUCCAGCCCUUUACACAAUUACGUUGGAACGUGCAAAAUGGGAUCUCCUAAAGACCCUGAAGCUGUCGUAGACAGCAAUCUAAAAGUUUUCGGAACAAAUAAUAUUAGAGUAGCGGAUGCGUCCAUCAUGCCCAAAAUAACACGAGGACCAACAGCGGCUCCUGUCAUAAUGAUAGCUGAAAAAGCUAGCGACGCAAUAAAAACAAUUUGGUAUUAA